AUGAGAAAAGCUAAUACAUUGUCAUCAAACUCUAUUUCAUAUAAUCGCACAAUGAACAAUAAUAAUAAUAAUGGAAGUUACUCAAAUAACAAUGGAAAUUCUCAAAAUUCGAAUCAUCUUCUUUAAGUAGAUAAUGAAUUUAAAUGCAAUAUUAAGGAUCAUUAGCGUGAAAGAAUAGAUUAUAUUUGCACAUAUAAAGAUUGUACAGCAGAGAGUCGUUUAUGCUGCAUGUAUUGCAAAUAACUUUAUCACGGAAGCCAUUAAAAGGAGAAAGUUAUUAAACUUAAGGAAUUUUCGUCAAAGGUGGUUGUUGAUGCUGAGAAAUUGACAAAGCGUUUUGAAGAAAUGGUGGAAGAAAAUGACAUUAAAUUGAUAUUUUAGUAAAGGUUACAAAAAACUGUGAAAGAUAAGCUGAAUGAAUUAGUGAAAUCUUUUUAAAGAUCUAUAAAAAUAUCUAGGGAGAGAAUAUCAACUAUUAUUGAAUCAACUUAAAAUAUCUACGAGUAAGCAGAAAAUUAAGAUAUUUGCGAUGAUAUUCAUGAGUUUAAUAAUGAAUUAUAUAAAAUUCUUCACCGUAGUUAUAAACUGCAUUCUAAAGAGGAUAUUGAAAUUUUAACAAAAAUUUACAGAAAUGAGAAUUAUAGCGAGUAUUUAUCUAAUUCAAAAUCUAUAUCUAGGAACAAAUUCUUUUAUUUUGCAAAUGAUAGAUUGGAUUAAUAUUUUAGCUAGUUAACUAUUGAAACUGAUAAUUUAAUUAGAGAUUUAGGAGGAUAAAUUAAAAAAAUGGAAGAAAUUGUAGCCUAAAGUUUAGGGGAAUAACAAAAUAAAAAUUAAGGUUAGACCACUAAACUACCUACUAUAGGACGUAAUUCUUCAGAAACAAGGUUUAACCAAAAAAAUGUUCCUAACUAUGCAAGACCUCGCUCAUCAGAUAAAAAUAAAUCAUAAAUAUUGAUAACGGAUCCUUCAGGUUAUUAAAAUGAAAGAUCAGCUCCUAACAAGCAGUACAUGCUAAAAAGAGAAGUUCUUAAUCCUAAUAAUAACUCCUUUAAUGGAAGAAGUUUGCUUAAUUCAAUGAAUUAAUCCAACAAUAAUCACUACCCAGUCAUGCAAAGAAAUACUAAAAGUUAUAAAACAGUAAAGUUUGAUAAAAACUAAAUAGGGAAUAAUGGCUCUAAAUUUAAUCUAAACGACUGCAUUCUUCUUCUUGAUUUGGAAAAUAACAAUAAAAAAAGAGGUAAUAACUAGAGAUUGAGCCAAUCUAACCUAAAUGAUUCACUUCUUUCUUAAGAUAACCAUGAAUCAAAUAUGCCUUUUAGUCCUUUUAAAGAUUCUAAUUCUAAAAAUAAUGGAAGUUUCUCACUUCUAAAGGAUCUUAUGUAUGUUGAUAAUCCUCCUUAAAAUAAUACAGGCAGCUAAAUUAAAAAUUAAGACAGCAAUUAGAAACAAAAUGGUAGCAAUGUUAAAGAAGCAACCUCUCCAGAAUCUUAAAUAGCAUAUAAUAAUUAAAAGUAAGAGGCUGAUAAAAAGUAACAAGGAGAAUCUGCAACGAAAGCUGAAAAUAAUUAAAAAGAGAAUUAACAAUUAAAUCAACAAGGCUCUUUACCUGUAUAUAAAAUAAGAGAUAUUUAAAAAGAAAACUAAGAAAGAAAUAAGCCAAAAGAGGAGUGGAUUUAAAUAAAUGAAGAAGAAGUACCAGAUAUUAAAAGCUUAACUGAAGCUGCAGAUAAGUAAAUAGGAGAAUUUUAAUACAUACUUCCUACUGAUCAUACAGAUUCUGAGUACUCUACACUACCUGUCAUGAAAAACACUACUAAUGGCUAAAUCUACAGUGGAUAAUGGAAAGAUGGCUAAAGACAUGGAAAAGGUUUAGGGAUUUUAAAAGAUGGAAGUGUCUAUGUAGGUUACUGGAAAAAUAACUAAGCUAAUGGAUAUGGAAGAAUUAUUCAUCCUAAUGGCAAUAUAUAUGAAGGUGAUUGGAUGAAUGGCAAAGCUCAUGGAAGAGGUAUUUAUAGGUAUCCAAACGGAACUAAAUACGAAGGAGAAUGGUUUGAAGAUUUGUAUGAUGGGUAUGGUGUAAAAACAUGGAAUUAAGGUAGUGUUUACUAAGGUUACUAUCGUUAAGGUUACAGAGACGGAAAAGGGGUCUUUACAUGGCCUGAUGGAAGCAGCUAUGAUGGGUAUUUUUAUAAAAAUCAAAUUCAUGGUUAUGGCAUCUAUAAAUGGAAAGAUGGAAGAGAAUAUAGAGGUGAAUGGUCUAGUGGAAAGAUGAAUGGAAAAGGCUGGUUCAAGUGGCCUGAUGAUAGAAUUUACGAAGGAAACUAUUUUAAUGACAAAAAAGAAGGAUUUGGAGUAUUCCAUUGGCCUAACAACGAAAAAACAUAUGAAGGAUAUUGGUUGAAUGACUAACCUCAUGGCAUAGGACAUAUAAUACAAAAAAAUGGAUAAAAGUCAAAGGGAGAAUGGUAAGACGGAAAACAAAUUAGGUGGAUACCAGAUUCUGAAGAUACAUCAGCACAAGAAAAAAAACUUUAACUUUAAUUUUCAAAACCUGGUUCAACCAAAUGA
Tetrahymena thermophila SB210 is the source of this 2568-nucleotide messenger RNA. RefSeq names its product MORN motif protein. The record is from RefSeq and is a predicted model, not a curated record. The transcript is spliced from 3 exons. Lineage: Eukaryota; Ciliophora; Oligohymenophorea; Hymenostomatida; Tetrahymenidae. Gene Ontology annotation, cellular component: cytosol.